CGCGCCGCCUUCUGGGAGCAGCUUUACGAUAUAUUGACCGUCUUUUUACAACAGGCCGGGUUUGCUUUGUGGCUGUCAACUUUCGCCGAGGUCCGAGUUAGUAGCCACAUUAUCUGUGGUGGCAGCUACUAUAACGGCGGAAAAAUGAGGCAGAAGCGAAAAGGAGAUCUCAGCCCUGCUGAGCUAAUGAUGCUGACCAUAGGAGAUGUCAUUAAACAACUAAUUGAAGCCCAUGAACAGGGGAAAGACAUCGAUCUAAAUAAGGUGAAAACCAGGACAGCUGCCAAAUAUGGCCUUUCAGCACAGCCUCGCCUGGUGGAUAUCAUUGCUGCAGUCCCACCUCAGUAUCGAAAGGUCUUGGUCCCCAAGUUAAAGGCAAAACCCAUCAGAACUGCCAGUGGGAUUGCUGUUGUGGCUGUGAUGUGCAAACCCCACAGAUGUCCACAUAUCAGUUUUACAGGAAAUAUAUGUGUAUACUGCCCUGGUGGACCUGAUUCAGAUUUUGAAUAUUCAACCCAGUCUUAUACUGGAUAUGAGCCAACCUCCAUGCGAGCGAUUCGUGCUAGAUAUGACCCUUAUCUACAGACAAGACAUCGAAUCGAACAGUUGAAACAACUUGGUCACAGUGUGGAUAAAGUGGAGUUUAUUGUGAUGGGUGGAACAUUUAUGGCCCUUCCAGAAGAAUACAGAGAUUAUUUUAUUCGAAAUUUACAUGAUGCCUUGUCAGGACAUACCUCCAACAAUAUUUAUGAGGCAGUCAAGUAUUCUGAGAGGAGCCUCACAAAGUGCAUCGGAAUUACUAUUGAGACCAGACCUGAUUAUUGCAUGAAGCGGCAUUUAAGUGACAUGUUAACCUAUGGCUGUACAAGGCUAGAGAUUGGGGUGCAGAGUGUCUAUGAAGAUGUUGCCAGAGAUACCAACAGGGGCCACACUGUGAAGGCAGUAUGUGAGUCAUUUCACCUGGCCAAAGAUUCUGGUUUCAAAGUUGUGGCUCAUAUGAUGCCUGAUCUGCCAAAUGUGGGACUAGAGAGAGAUAUUGAACAGUUUACAGAGUUUUUUGAGAACCCUGCUUUUCGUCCUGAUGGUUUGAAGCUCUAUCCAACCCUAGUGAUUCGUGGAACUGGGCUUUAUGAGCUAUGGAAAUCAGGAAGAUAUAAGAGUUAUUCUCCUAGCGACCUGAUCGAAUUGGUAGCUCGGAUCCUUGCCCUUGUGCCUCCAUGGACUCGAGUGUACCGAGUGCAGAGAGAUAUUCCAAUGCCUUUAGUCAGCUCAGGAGUGGAGCAUGGUAAUUUGAGAGAGCUGGCAUUUGCAAGAAUGAAAGACCUUGGAAUACAGUGCCGAGAUGUAAGAACCAGAGAGGUUGGAAUUCAAGAAAUUCAUCACAAAGUACGGCCAUACCAGAUUGAAUUGGUAAGGAGAGAUUAUGUUGCAAAUGGUGGCUGGGAAACAUUCUUAUCAUACGAAGACCCAGAUCAAGACAUUUUGAUUGGCCUCCUGCGAUUACGGAAGUGUUCAGAGGAAACCUUCCGUUUCGAAUUGGUUGGAGGUGUCUCCAUCGUCCGCGAGCUGCACGUGUAUGGAAGUGUAGUCCCUGUGAGCAGUCGGGAUCCUACUAAAUUUCAGCAUCAGGGAUUUGGCAUGCUGCUGAUGGAGGAAGCAGAAAGAAUAGCUAGAGAAGAACAUGGAUCUGGGAAAAUAGCUGUUAUAUCAGGGGUUGGCACCAGAAAUUACUACAGAAAGAUUGGCUACAGAUUACAAGGCCCGUACAUGGUAAAGACGCUAAAAUAACAGCCACACCAGUCUACCUUGAUGCAGUAUUGUCCCUGGCAGGAAAUAGAUUCCAGAUGUCUUGACUGCUCAGCAGAGAGGCUGAGCAAAGCAAGUGGACCUACUCUGUUCCCCAGCACGAAGCUUCACCCUCAUCCUGCAGCUGCAGAGACUGGAACCUGUUUUCAGAGCGGUGGCCGGGUGGCUGCUGUCAUGCAGGGAGCCUCUGGCUCUCAGCGCUCCAUGCCACCCUUUCCUGCGUGUUCUCAACAAGCCACUUCAGUUUUCAAGGCUUAAGUCGUGUACCCAGUUUCUAAAUUCUGCAUGCGGCCUGCAGGUGACCUACUUUGACUCAGACACAAUGACAAAAACAAAUUAAUCAACUCAUUUAGACAUCAUGAUUCAUGAAGUAAAACUAGGUAUUGUCAUUGGAAGAGUAAACUUAGGAGUAGGUUAUUUAUAUGCUGUAGGGACACAAAGUCAGGUUGGAACCUAUGAAAACUGACAGACUUUGACUACAUAACCAUUCCAGCACAAGAAAACGAGCUUUUGUUUCAAUGGAAACCAUGCUGGUUCCUGGUGUUUAUAACAGUGAUAGGAGAGAGGAAUUGAGGUUGUGUGUGUUUCAAGCUUGAAACCAGCCUUUUUCAUUUGUGUGUCUACCGUCUACUGUGAGCCAUUACAAACAUCCUUUAUUUCAUAUUUUUUAUUGUCUGUACUUCCCCUACUCUUGAGAACUGUAAAGCUGUGGCUUCCCUUUUGUCUGUCCUGUGCAGGCAGAGUGUGACAUACUUGUGUCUUGGGUGGUGUGAUCCUAAGUCAAGAUUUCCUCCCACAGAAGCCGUUCCCUGCAUUUUAAUUCUUUAAGAUAGAUGUUGAUUUGUUUUAAAUAGAGAAAGAUGAAUUCAACUCAUAUAUGAAGCAAAAAAAAAAAAAAGCAAAACAGGCCCAAAUCUAAAAAUGGGGGAAAGACUGGCUUUUUCAAAGGUAUCUUAUAGAACUGCCUCUUUGUAACGUCCAGGUAAUCUAAGGAGACUCAGCCUGGAGAGGGUCAGUUCUGAAAGAGCAUGGCUUAACCCUGCACCCCUCGCUUCUGUGGCAUUUUACAAAGGUUUAUUAAAUGGAAUUGAUUCCCCUAAGAGUUUCAAGAAAUAAAAUCUUCAGCAUAUGAAGAAGAAUCACGUAAUGUUUUUUUCUCUCCCUGUAAAUGCGGUGACAUUUGCCAUGAAUUUACAGGUUUGGGUUUCCAGUCUGUGACACUAUUCAUUUCCUCCUGGGUGCCGUUUGCCAUUUCAUUAAACUGCCACACGGCAAAUGGCAUUGGCUUUCUCAUGGGCUCACUGUGGAACUAGAGAGGCUUUCCAUGAGUGUAGUUUAGGGAAUUUAGCUACUUCUCGAUUAUGCUUGUUUUCCCUUUAAAAAUGAAACUAUUAAACUAAUAAAGCAUAUACCA
Messenger RNA from Pteropus alecto (black flying fox), 3220 nucleotides. It is a transcript of the gene ELP3, whose product is annotated as elongator acetyltransferase complex subunit 3. Lineage: Eukaryota; Metazoa; Chordata; Mammalia; Chiroptera; Pteropodidae. Bases 145 to 1788 code for a protein of 547 amino acids. The record is from RefSeq and is a predicted model, not a curated record. Gene Ontology annotation, biological process: tRNA wobble base 5-methoxycarbonylmethyl-2-thiouridinylation. The transcript has 15 exons. Gene Ontology annotation, molecular function: acyltransferase activity, transferring groups other than amino-acyl groups; iron-sulfur cluster binding. Gene Ontology annotation, cellular component: nucleus; cytoplasm; elongator holoenzyme complex.